CGAUCGGUUUAAUGGUUAAUGACGGUGCUUUGUCUAUAUGUAUAUGCAUUUAUAUCACUGCUGUAAAUGGGACAUUGGGGUCCAAUAAAUGUACGACGGAACCGUUUCCAUCUGUCGCAUGGCGCACAGAUAUACGAUUCGAAAUAUUGGCAAUGCUGAUUUUAUGGGAGCCCCAACCAGAACUCAACCAGAACUAGAAACAAGACCGAAACCAUAACCAUGUUCUACAUAUACGACCUCGACUGCCAGCGACGCUAAUCGCUGUUUACAAUUGUAGAUUGGCCCGCAAUUUGCGUGAUAAGCCACAAUGUCUGUCCAUUUAGAUAUAUAUAAAUGGACACCAGAUUUACCCCAUUUAUCCAUUUGGCCAUGUUAUCCUUAGAUGUGGUCUGUUUUGUUCCAUGGGUUCUGUAACAUCGGAUUUAUAUCACCCAUCGCGACUUAUAGGUUCUUCGCUUUCAUUUUAUCGAGAAAAUGCAAUGGAUCCUGCUGGAAAUUUUGGCAAAAUCAAUGAUGUAUCUGUUUACUACUGACCCUGGUUGUUUAUCAAUCUAUUUUGGUCCGCGGAGCUGGACUAAUCUGCUAAAACCCCCAGCGAUCUGUUUGGCCAUGCAUUGGGCCCGGGAGUCCGGGCACUCCAAACGCUCGGGGGCAAUGGAUGAAGUGGUUCUAUGGGUGGGUAGGUGGAUGGUGGUUGGGCCAAAGUGGCGGGCUUAUCAACGGAUUGCGGUUCUCACGGUGGAUCUGGCGCGCUAUCAGUUAACAGUGGUGGUGACGAUGUCGUAAAGCCACCAGCGAAACGUAAACAAACGACGCCCACGGUCCGUGCCGAAGCCCAAUUGAAUCUGCAUCCGAUCCGAACCGAUCCGAACCGAGCCGAAGUCCUGGCCAAAAGUCGGACAGCUCCAGCUCCCACGGUUGCCAGAUAGCCAACCACUGGCGUCGCGUGCGCUUCGUUUUCCAUCGCGGCCCAUGGCAUUUACCAGCAGCUCAUCGCCCGCUUGGGAUUAUCGCAGCUCCCCGGCAGCGUUGGGUGUCGACCCGUUCCUGUGGCAGCGGCAGAAUGCCACGGAAACGCCAAAGGAAAUAAGUCUCCAGGCGACCAACUUGGGUGCCGGGCAUCUUCUGUGGCUCGCCAUCAAUGCCUUCUUGUUUGUCCUCAUCUUGGGCGGCAAUAUGCUGACCAUUGUGGCGGUGCGCACAUGUCGCCACCUGCGAUCGGUCAUCUCCAAUCUGUUCAUCCUGUCGCUGGCCGUCUCCGACUUCUGUGUGGGAUUGGCUCUGCCCUAUCACCUGGCCUUCUACAUGGGCUCGGAUAUUGGCGCCAUGAGAGCACCCUGCCUGCUACGCUUCUUUCUGCUCAUCUGCGCCUGCUGCGUGUCCAUGCUGACUCUAAUCUCCAUUGCGGUGGAUCGGUAUAUAGCAGUGGUCUAUGCCCUGCACUACAGAAGAUACAUGACCCGUCGAGUGGCGUAUGGCAUCAUCAUAUCCAACUGGUGCGUGGGUGCUUUGGUGGCCCUGCUGCCCGUUUUCUGGAAUCGAUGGCCGGAGGCGCAGGCGUGUGAAUUCGACGAAGUUCUCUCACCCGGUUACAUAGCCGGAGUGAUAACGCCGGGAUUUGUGAUCAUCUGGAUAUGCAUGUUCCUCGUCUACUGGCGCAUCAUGCGCGAAGCAUCCAAGCAGGCGCUGCGAUUGCGACAGUCGGUGGUCUACAACACGGACGAGGCCACCACAAUGCGGAGUCUGCUGCUGCAUCCGGACUGGAAAAGCGUCCAGAUCGUAGUAUUCAUCAUGGGCUGCUUCACGCUCUGUUGGCUACCGUACUUCUGUGUGGCCAUUGCCCAGCUAUUCAGCAUCUGCCGGAGCAGCUCGAUGAUCUACAAGACGACGUUUUCUCUGGCCAUUGCCAACUCUGCUCUCAAUCCCAUAAUUUAUUCGUGGAAGAACUCCGGCUUCCGGCGAGCCUUUGCCCAAACACUGUGCUGCCGACCAACGAGGCAGUGCGAUGAUCCGUUGCCGGCGGAUAGCAAGCACCGCAUGGAGGCCACAUCCUCAUCCACGGGCUACCAGCAGGAGAUCAAGCCGAAGGACACGCAGUGAUUAACGGCACGGAAAACACACCGCUCUGACUUGGUAGAAUCAAAUUGAGAUGAUAGCAAUAAAAGUGGACAUUAUCAUUA
Molecule: messenger RNA, 2180 nt
Organism: Drosophila yakuba
Lineage: Eukaryota; Metazoa; Arthropoda; Insecta; Diptera; Drosophilidae
Gene: mAChR-C
Product: beta-1 adrenergic receptor
Exons: 2
Coding region: 973-2100 (375 amino acids)
Biological process (GO): adenylate cyclase-activating adrenergic receptor signaling pathway
Cellular component (GO): membrane
Molecular function (GO): G protein-coupled receptor activity
Source: RefSeq, a predicted model, not a curated record